Messenger RNA from Nematolebias whitei (Rio pearlfish), 3093 nucleotides. RefSeq names its product excision repair cross-complementation group 6-like (gene ercc6l). The record is from RefSeq and is a predicted model, not a curated record. NCBI's taxonomy places the organism in Eukaryota, Metazoa, Chordata, Actinopteri, Cyprinodontiformes, Rivulidae. Bases 16 to 3093 code for a protein of 1025 amino acids. Gene Ontology annotation, molecular function: ATP binding; ATP-dependent chromatin remodeler activity; DNA translocase activity. The transcript has 3 exons.
GUUCUGGCGGACGACAUGGGGCUCGGUAAGACCAUCCAGGUCAUAUCGUUCCUCUCCGGCAUGUAUGACAACGACCUGGUAAAACAUUCGCUUCUCGUUAUGCCAACAUCCCUCAUUACAAACUGGAUCAAGGAGUUCUCCAAAUGGACCCCUGGCAUGAGGGUAAAGGAGUUUCACGGUGCGAGCAGAGCCGAGAGGACCAGGCGUUUGGAGAAGGUUCAGAGGAGGGGGGGCGUCGUCAUCACCACCUACACCAUGCUGAUGAACAACUGGCAGCAGGUGGCCUCCUAUCAGGGAAAGGAGUUUGUUUGGGACUACAUGAUCCUGGAUGAGGCCCACAAAAUAAAAAACUCUUCCACUAAAACGGCCAAAAGUGCCUACGCGAUCCCCUCUAAGAACAGGGUUCUUCUUACAGGAACCCCAGUCCAGAACAACCUGAGGGAGAUGUGGACGCUCUUUGACUUCGCCUGCCAGGGAACUCUCCUGGGAACAGCAAAGACUUUCAAAGCUGAAUAUGAGAACCCCAUCACUCGCGCCCGGGAGAGAGACGCCACCCCGGGAGAAAAAGCUCUGGGUUCCAGGAUGUCCGAAAACCUCAUGGUCUUGAUAAAACCCUACUUUCUCCGUAGGACUAAAUCAGAAGUACAGAAGAAGAACGCUGAUGGAAGAGAGGACGGGGCAGAUUACAGAAACGAACAAAUCCCACAGGAGCAGUCCCUCUCUGGAGCAAUUAUGCCAGAACUGACCCGAAAAAACGAUCUGAUAGUUUGGACUUACCUGAGCGCCGUUCAGGAGGACAUUUACAGGCAGUUCAUCAGCUUGGACCACAUCAAGGAACUGCUGAUGACCACCAGAUCUCCCCUGGCCGAAUUAACCAUUCUAAAAAAGCUGUGCGACCAUCCGAGACUCCUUUCUGCCAACGCCAUUGCAAAGUUGGGCCUGGAGGAGAGUCCUGAGGACGGGUCACCGAGCGAAGCCACAGAAAGUGACACCAACAGCAUCGCCAACGUUUCAGACGCAACUUUAAUAUCAGAGUCUGGGAAACUCGUCUUUCUGCUGGCUCUUCUGGAAAGGCUCAGAGACGAAGGCCACCGGACGCUCAUCUUCGCUCAUUACAGGAAGGUGCUCGACAUUCUUGAACGCAUCCUGGGCAACCGAGGGUUCAAAGUCCUGCGGCUGGACGGAACCAUCGCACAAAUCGCAGAACGAGAGAAGCUCAUCUCUCGCUUCCAGACUGACAAGCGUUACUCCGUCUUCCUCCUCACCACUCAGGUCGGUGGAGUCGGCAUCACCCUGACGGCAGCGGACCGAGUGGUCAUCUAUGACCCGAGCUGGAACCCAGCGACCGACGCCCAGGCUGUCGACAGAGCGUACCGCAUCGGACAGACGGAGAACGUCGUCAUCUACCGGCUGAUCACCUGCAGCACGGUGGAGGAGAAGAUCUACAGGCGCCAGGUUUUCAAAGACUCUCUGAUCCGACAGAACACCGGGGACAAGAAGAACCCGUUCCGGUACUUCAGCAGGCAGGAACUAAAGGAGCUCUUCCUCCUGGAGGACACGCGGUCUUCGUCCACCCAGCUGCAGCUGCAGGCUCUACACACCCGGCACCGACAAACCGACCCGGAGCUGGACGAGCACAUCGCCCACCUCCACACCCUGGACAUGUUUGGCAUAUCUGACCACGACCUCAUGUUCUCCCUCGACGUCCACCACGACGAAGGUCCAGAGAAUCAGGAGGAGCAUCAGUACAUCGAAGGGCGGGUCCAGAAGGCCCAGGAGCUGAUGAGGGCCGAGUCUGAGCUGCAGAUGCAGAUCACAGAGAGCGUGACGCUGAACACAGAACCAGCCUGGCUCAGACCACCGCCCGGCACCAGCAGCACAGAGAGGAAACCCAGAAAUCCUAAACCGGCUCCUCCGCCUCCUCAGACCCACCGCUUCAACACGUCACCUGCUGCGGUGGAUCUGGACCGCUCUGGUUCUGGAGCCGAGAACGGCCCACAGGAUCUAAACGACGCCGUCAACGAUCCAACGGCGGACGCCUCUCAGCUGGAGUCCGUGAACGUUUCUGACCCGCUGGACAAACCUUCAGGACACAACAGCAGCCUGCAGCUUACAGCUGAUGACCACGACGGACCCAACAGAACCGCUCAGUCUGUAGUGGACUUGACGAACCUCAGCCCGCUGCAGAACAGAACCGCUUCUGUUCUCCAACAGUCCAGCUUCAGAUCAGAAACCUCCAGAGUGAGUGCCGGGCUCGAUUCUUUGAACUGCAACUUUAAUUUACAGCUGGAUGACAGCAUCGAGGUUCUGGAGGAGCGGGAGGUUCUGGAGGACCAGGAGGUUCUGAUGGACCAGGAGACUGAGGACCAGGAGGUUCUGAUGGACCAGGAGACUGAGGAGGAGGAGCAGAAGCUUCUGCUGCAGCUUCAGAUGAACGGCAGCUUUGACGUGGGCAGGUCUCUGUCAGAGAGUCGGCACCACCGAGCUUCAGGCGUGGACGAGUCCAUGAACGAGUCCUCCGUCAUCACCACCAAGAAGAAGAAGAAAAGGAGAGUGGCGGUGAUUUACGACAGCGAUGAAGAGCAGCAGAAGUGUCCGCUCGACGAAUCGCUUCAGGUUCUUGGAGCCUCCACUCCAAAGUCGUCUUCGCCUCCUCGCCGGUCGAGGAAGAGUGUAGGUGGAAACAUCUCGGUGGUGUCCCGCAGGUCCCUCCUCCACUCCAUCAUUGAGGACAUGGACCAUCAGGAGGAAGAUGAUGAGGAAGGUGAGGCUGACUCUGUUUCAGGGUUUAAAGUGACAAGAGAGACUUUAAACUCUGAGGAAGAGGAGGAGGAAAACGGGAGCUUCAGCCUGGAGGAAUCGAGCGGGGACCCCGAGCUGGCCUCCGGCGAGACGAUGGACCGCUGCGCCGCCGAGUCGAGCGCCGAGCCCGAGAGCUACGACUUCCUGGUCCGACGGGGGAAGGAGUGCUACAACCGGGCCAAGCUGGACGACGCCCUGAGCUUCUUCCUCCGAGCCAUCGACCUCCAACCAGGAGACCCAGAGGUCCAGGUCUUGACCAUCCAGCUGUACCGGCAGCUGAGCCAGAGGUGA